CUUAAAUUAAUUAAUUAAUAUUCUUUUUCCCCGUGACAUCUCCGCCAUUGAAGGAAGAAUCAUUUCAAAAUCACAAACUAAAGAUCCGAGCUUUGAGUUGUAGGACAGAAACAUUCUUAUCUUCAACUGCUUUCUGACCAUGAGUGUAAUAACCGAAGAAGAAAAAACGAAUCACGGCGGAGUCGUAGAGGAGAAGCCAAGACGAUGGCGACUCAACUCUCCUCUGUCUCAAGUCACCUUAAUGGGCUUCGUCUGUUUCUGCUGCCCAGGCAUGUUCAACGCUCUCUCCGGCAUGGGAGGCGGCGGUCAAGUCGAUCCCACCGCCGCUAACAACGCCAACACCGCCGUCUACACCGCUUUCACCGUUUUCGGCGUCUUGGGCGGCGCGUUCUACAACGUCCUCGGUCCGCGCCUCACGUUAGCCGCCGGCUGCUCCACUUACGUCCUCUACGCCGGAUCUUUCCUCUACUACAACCACCACCACCACCAGGCCUUCGCCAUCGUCGCCGGAGCCCUCCUCGGCUGCGGCGCCGGGCUUCUCUGGGCGGGAGAAGGGGCCGUGAUGACGUCGUACCCGCCUCCGCAUCGGAAAGGCACUUACAUCGCGCUGUUCUGGAGCAUCUUCAACCUCGGCGGCGUGAUCGGAGGUUUGAUCCCGUUUAUCCUCAACUACCGCCGCAGCUCCGCCGCGUCGGUCAACGACGCGACGUACAUAGCUUUCAUGUGCUUCAUGUUCGCCGGGGUUCUCCUCUCGUUCGGCAUCCUCCCGGCGAACUCCGUCGUCCGCGACGACGGAUCUAGGUGCUCCGCCGUGAAAUACUCCCGCGCCUCGACGGAGUUUGCCGCGGUGCUGCGCCUGUUCCUCGAUAAGAAGAUGCUGCUCAUCGUCCCCGCGGCUUGGGCGAGCAACUUCUUCUAUAGCUACCAGUUCAACAACGUGAACGGUCUCCUCUUCAACCUCAGGACCAGAGGCUUCAACAACGUCUUUUACUGGGGAGCUCAGAUGGCUGGCUCCUUCGCCAUCGGGUACAUAAUGGACUUCAGCUUCAAAAGCAGGAGAGCGAGAGGGUUCGCCGGAAUAUCAUUAGUCGCCGUGAUCGGAACCGUGAUUUGGGCAGGAGGGUUGGCGAAUCAGCACGGUUACUCGUUUGACAAUCUUCCGGUGAAGAAACUUGACUUCAAAGAUUCAGGGAAAGACUUCGCCGGACCGUUCAUGCUGUACAUGAGCUAUGGUUUGUUAGAUGCGAUGUAUCAGAGCAUGGUGUAUUGGUUGAUCGGUGCACUUGCGAAUGAUUCGAUGACUUUGAGUAGGUACAGUGGAUUCUACAAAGGAGUGCAGAGCGCAGGAGCUGCGGUGGCUUGGCAGAUAGAUACACGUAAGGUACCGUUAAUGUCGCAGCUUGUUAUAAACUGGUCACUCACUACGGUAAGUUAUCCUUUGUUGGUUAUUCUUGUCUAUGUGUUUGUUAAAGACGAAGCUGAUGCUGGUGAUGUUAGUGGUAAUAAGGUGUAGAGCAUUGAGUAGUUUCUAGUACAACUGCGUUGAAAUGCAUUUGAUAAUCAUAUGCAGUGUUUUCUCGUUUAAAUUACAUUUGAUAAUCGAUUACGUAUCUAAAUAACAGAAAGAAACAAAGAUUGGAGGCAGUGCAAUGUCUAUGUACUUUAAGGUAUUUAUUGAGACUGGGUAAAGAGAAGUCCUUUGUUGA
Brassica oleracea var. oleracea is the source of this 1706-nucleotide messenger RNA. RefSeq names its product UNC93-like protein 1. The record is from RefSeq and is a predicted model, not a curated record. Lineage: Eukaryota; Viridiplantae; Streptophyta; Magnoliopsida; Brassicales; Brassicaceae. Bases 140 to 1513 code for a protein of 457 amino acids. The transcript has a single exon.